Messenger RNA from Ostreococcus lucimarinus CCE9901, 2169 nucleotides. RefSeq names its product P-ATPase family transporter: proton. Gene Ontology annotation, molecular function: ATP binding; ATP hydrolysis activity; P-type proton-exporting transporter activity. Gene Ontology annotation, biological process: regulation of intracellular pH; proton transmembrane transport. The transcript has a single exon. The annotation marks the transcript as partial. NCBI's taxonomy places the organism in Eukaryota, Viridiplantae, Chlorophyta, Mamiellophyceae, Mamiellales, Bathycoccaceae. The record is from RefSeq and is a predicted model, not a curated record. Gene Ontology annotation, cellular component: plasma membrane.
AUGAUUUUGUUGGGGUUGGUUUUCGGUAACGCGUGGGUGUCGCACGUCGAGAGGGAGGACGCGGUGCGGGCGAGUCGGGAGUUGGCGGAGCUCGUGGACGCUCGAGCGACGGUGACGAGAUCGGGGACGUCGCGCGUCGUCGACGCGCGUUUUCUCGUGCCGGGAGACAUCGUCACGCUCACGCCCGGGUGUGCGGUGCCCGCGGAUUGCGUGUCGUGCGGACCGCAGACGUUGGUUUUGGAUAAUUCUUUGAUCACGGGCGACAGGCACACCGUCGACGUCGCGAAGGGCGAACCGUUGUUCACGCGAGGCGUCGUCAAGCGCGGCUCCGCGAGAGCGAUGGUGGUGCGCACCGGAAAACACACAUUCGCUGGGCGCGCGGCGCGCGUGAUGCGAGCCAGAGAUUCAUCUCGCAAGGAAAUGUCCGCGUUCGACGCGAACGUGUCCAUCGUCACGCGCUCGUUCGCGGUGGUCGGAUGCGCGUCCUCGCUGAGCGUAUUCUUGUACCUCAUCGUGGGGGGGAAGGACUUCUUCCGCUCGCUAUCGUUUGCGGUCAUUCUUUUGAUCAUCAGCACACCUUUGGCGAUUCGAACGAUCGUGCACACGACGACCUCUUUGGGCGUUCGCGCGUUGGCGAAAAAAUCGUGCAUCGUCGCGCGCGCGCGCGUCAUCGAAGAUUUGGCUCUCAUGAACGUCUUGUGCGUCGAUAAAACCGGAACGUUGACUAAAGAUGCCGCAAAACUGAGCUCGAUCGUUCCCACGGUGCCUUUACUCGAGGGUGUCAGCGAAAACGACGUCAUGACGGCGGCGGCGAUGGGAACGCGAUGGAAGGAGCCGCCGACAAACGCCGUGGACGCGAUGAUUUUAGACGCCUUUGACGUCGCGCGACACUUGGAAGGGAAGUUCGAACUCGUAGAGCAUCGACCUUUCGAUGUCUCGGCAAAGAGAAAAUUCAGUGAAAGCAUCAUCCGUCGAGCGAACGACGGAUCGACGUUUCGCGUGAUGAAGGGCCCGAUCGACGUCGCGCUAGAAAAGUGUGUCAACCGCGAGAGCGCGCAAGCCAUCGUCGACGACGCGCUCGAGCAGUUGCAAUCUCGCGCGGCGGCGGGAGUGAUUUCUCGCGCACUCUUGGUGGCUUGUUCGAAAACCCACGACGAUUCGUACGUCGGUCUGGGUUUGAUUAUGUACGACGACGUGCGUCGCAAGGACGCGCACGAGAUGCUGCACGCGAUGCAAUCGCUCGGCGUCGACGUAAAAAUCGUCACUAGUGAUGUCGCUCGGGUCGCGCGCGUGGCGUGCGAUAAGAUUGGUUUCGAUCUGAGCGAGAAUUCUGACGGAAUCAUCCACACUCCGAGCGAUGUACCGUACGUGCCUCUUCGCGCGAGCGUGCUGAGCCCGGCGCACUGCGACAAGCUCGAUCGCAUGAAGGCUUACGCCGAAAUGCUACCCGAGGACAAGCACGCGCUGGUGAAGGCCCAUCGCGCUAAGGGUGACAUCGUCGGUUUAGUGAGUGAUGGCGCGAGCGAUAGCGCGGCGCUUCAGCUCGCACAUGUGGGAGUGUCGAUGAAUAACGCUAGCGACGCCGCGCGAUGCGCGUCCGACAUCAUAUUAGCCGCGCCGUCGCUCGCAGCCUUGGCGCACGCGGUUCUCUCUGCCCGAGUGAUGUUCGCGCGCGUGCGUGAAUACAUUGUAUUUCGUGCGACGUGCACGGCGCACGUCUUGGGAUUUUUUGUAUUUGGCGCCCUCGUGGUGAGUCCAAAAUCUUUCGACGUCUCCGCGCCGGAUACGUUUACGCUCCCAGUCAUCGCGUUGUGCGUCAACGCCGCGCUCAAUGACGUUGUCGUCAUCGGCACCGCGUACGACCACACCUCACCGAGCCGUUUACCAGAGCGUUGGAAUUUACUUCCGCACGUCUUCGUCAGCGCGGCGAGCGGCUUCACGGCGUGUUUCACGACUCUGGCGUUACUGCGCGUGGCGCUGAGCGCUCGAUUACCGUACGGCGAGGUGCAAACCUGUGUGUUUCUCAAGCUCACGCUCACGGACGCGAUGACGGUUUUCAGCGCUCGUGCGCACAAGUCGUUCCUCGAGCGACGCCCAGGGGGGCUAGUUUUGGCUGCGUUCGCCACGUCAUUGACGAUGAGUUGCUUGUUGAGCGCGAAUUGGCCCUUC